Molecule: messenger RNA, 1815 nt
Organism: Columba livia (rock pigeon)
Lineage: Eukaryota; Metazoa; Chordata; Aves; Columbiformes; Columbidae
Exons: 4
Coding region: 577-1815 (412 amino acids)
Source: RefSeq, a predicted model, not a curated record
AGGUGUUAAAGUGGGAAAGGCAGGAGGGAGCCUCAGCAUCUCCCAUCCCGUGGAUAACUUCAUCACAAAGGACCAGGGCGGCGCCCGCUGGCUCCUGGGGCGGCUGUUGCCGGGCAACAGAGACACUAUAUUGUCCCCUGUCACCUGUGCCCCUCGCCCAUUUGGUCACUGGCCGUGGUGGGAUCACUUGCCGUGGUGGGAUCACUGUGGUGGUGGACUCAUUUUGGCAGUUGGACCACUUUUGGUGGUGGGAUCACAUUUGGUGGUUGCAUCACUUUUGGUGUUGGGAUCACAUUUGGUGGUUGCAUCACUUUUGGUGUUGGGAUCACUUUUGGUGGUUGAACCGCUUUUCGUGGUUUGAUCACUUUCGGCACUUGGAUCGCUUUGGUGACUGGAUCGCUUUCAUCACUCGGAUUGCUUUUGGAACUUGGAUCUGUUUUGGUGACUGAUCGCUUUCUGUGGCAAGAAGGAGCAGGAGAAAGGCUGCUGGCUGUCCAUCCCUCCAAGAUCACCUCCGGACAGAAAAGCUCCUGUCUCCCUACUUCGGGUUCAGUGUUUUCACGCAGAACAGCAGCGAUGGCCACACGCAGUCUGUUGGAAAUGCUGGACGCUGCCAUCGGGACACCCCAAGUUGGGGUUGUGGAUUUCGUGGCGCUCCACAAGCUGCUGAAAGCCAUGAUCAUCGGGCAGCAGGGUCAGCAGGAGGUGCAGUGCGGCCUGGCAGAGGACAUGCGGGCCAUGCAGAAGGCGCACUCUGGCAUGGCAGAGGACAUGCGGGAGAUGAAGGAGGCGAUGCAGGAGGCGCAUUCUGGAAUGGCACAGGACAUCCAGGAGAUGAAGGAGGCGCAUGUCGGCCUGGCAGAGGACAUGCAUGCCCUGCAGGAGGCGCAUUCCGGCCUGGCCGAGGACAUCCAGGAGAUCCAGGAGACACUUGGCCUGGAGGGCGGUGGGGGCCAGUCUGCCCCCUCCGAGCCCACCCAGGUGGCCAUGGACAGCCAGGCCAGGAAGAGCUCAGCACUGGGGCCGAAGGGACGUGGAACACAGCCUGGGAUGGAGACUGGCAGGGGGACUGCAGGGUCUGGCUCCCUGGGGAUGCAAGCAGGGACACAGGGGCAACCAGCGACCCCUGUGAAGUUGUCAGGCGCUCCCUCUGAUCACACGAGGUCUAUUGGUCCCGGCGCCACCACCCCGGGGAUGCAGCCAGGAUCACGGGGCACCCAGGCCACCACCCACCUGGGGACACAGCCAGGGGCCCCUGACACCCAGGCCAGCACCUCAGGGAUGCAGCCAGGAUGCCCUGGGACCCACACCACCACCCCUGGGGUGCAGCCUGCGUCCUCCAGAUCCCAAGCCACCAUCCCAGGCGAUGCCCAAGAGCCGGCCAAGCCCUGGGGCUCCACCAGCACCUCCAGCUACGAGUCGGAGAUGCGGGAGGUUCUCUCACAGGUUGGGCAGCUCGGCAACGUCUACGCUGGUCUGAAGGAGGAGGUGGAACAGCUUAAAUCUACAAAAGCAGAACGUGCGGAUCUUGAGAACGUGCGCCAGCUUUUCCCAAAGGGAGGUCGGCAGAGCAUCACCAGCAUCCUGGCCGACCUCAAGUGCCAGAUGUCCUUCCUACAAGACAUGGCCAGGGCCCUCCACGGGGAGGAGGAGAAGGUGAGCCGGCAGCAGUCCCCGAGGGGCUGCGGGGAUGCCAGUUUGGGCAGGGAGGGGGCAGCGAAAGGGUCCCUGUGCCGGAAUGACACAGGGGGCUGUGCCCUCACUGCCCCCACUGCCGUUCCCAGAUCAGCAAGCAGCCGGACGAGCCGAAGGUGA